GGGUGGAGGCGGAGAAGGGACCCCGAGGGCCUGAGGAGGUGGUUCGGUUUCUGGUCUGGGAAAAGCGGAAGAGUUUCGGGGGCAGCGGAUUCCCGGCGACCUCUGGUGGCAGUCGGGCCUAGUCGAGCCGGCCGCCGCAGGACCCAAAUGCGGGAGCUUCAUGUUCCCCGGUGGGAGAUGGGAUUUGGGGCUGUGAUCGGGGCUGCUCCCUGACCGCGUCCGGAUGGUUGAGGUCCAGACGCUGCUGACUUCCAGCCGGGAAAAUGUAUGCGCUCCUUUUCCGUGCUUUUGGCCAGCUCCACCCCCAGGUGGUUUGAACUUUGAGCCUCUUAUAGUCCUGAUGAACAGUUCCGCUUUCCUCAAGUUUAAGACACUUGGAACUUCAAGAAUUGGAGGUUUAUGCAAUUUGAGACCGGUCAGCACUGAGCAGAGUUCAGAGGACUAAGAGACAGAGAGUAAAAUGGCUUCCAGAGGAAAGACAGAGACAAGCAAAUUAAAGCAGAACUUAGAAGAACAGUUGGAUAGACUAAUGCAGCAAUUACAGGACCUGGAGGAAUGCAGAGAGGAACUUGAUACAGAUGAAUAUGAAGAAACCAAAAAAGAAACUCUGGAGCAACUAAGUGAAUUUAAUGAUUCACUAAAGAAAAUUAUGUCUGGAAAUAUGACUUUGGUUGAUGAACUAAGUGGAAUGCAACUGGCUAUCCAGGCAGCUAUCAGCCAGGCCUUUAAAACCCCAGAGGUCAUCAGAUUGUUUGCAAAGAAACAACCAGGUCAGCUUCGGACAAGGUUAGCAGAGAUGGAUAGAGAUCUCAUGGUAGGAAAGCUGGAAAGAGACCUGUAUACUCAGCAGAAAGUGGAGAUACUAACAGCUCUCAGGAAACUUGGAGAGAAGCUGACUGCAGAUGACGAGGCCUUCUUGUCAGCAAACGCAGGUGCUAUACUCAGCCAGUUUGAGAAAGUCUCUACAGACCUUGGCUCUGGCGACAAAGUUCUUGCUUUGGCAAGUUUUGAGGUUGAAAAAACAAAAAAAUGACAUGGUGUGAAAACUUGGGACAUUGAUCGCAUUCUUGUUGUAAAUGGCAUUUUUCUUCCGGGGAUUUUGAGUCAUGGCAAAGAAGUCAAGAGAUUCAUGAAAUGUAUUAAUAACCUAAGAAAAGGUGACAGAAAAACAUACUUAAGGCUUUUGUUUAUGCCCUUCAUCAUUGUGCUUUGUGUAGGGAUACCCACUUCCGUGAUCCUGGACUUGUUGGGAUGGAGGGGCUCACUGGACCUUAUUCAUUAUGGUUUGUCUGUUUAAGAGAAAACAAAAUAGUGUCUCUGCCUGUCUUUAUUGAGCCUCCUUGUUUUUAAGUGCUGGUAGUAAAUGAAAAGAUGCGAACUGA
Balaenoptera ricei (Rice's whale) is the source of this 1382-nucleotide messenger RNA. It is a transcript of the gene LZIC, whose product is annotated as leucine zipper and CTNNBIP1 domain containing. Gene Ontology annotation, biological process: negative regulation of Wnt signaling pathway. The transcript is spliced from 8 exons. Gene Ontology annotation, cellular component: beta-catenin destruction complex; cytosol; nucleus. The coding region runs from base 461 to 1033 and encodes 190 amino acids. The record is from RefSeq and is a predicted model, not a curated record. NCBI's taxonomy places the organism in Eukaryota, Metazoa, Chordata, Mammalia, Artiodactyla, Balaenopteridae. Gene Ontology annotation, molecular function: beta-catenin binding.